This is a messenger RNA of Agrilus planipennis (emerald ash borer), 4211 nucleotides long. RefSeq names its product mediator of RNA polymerase II transcription subunit 23 (gene MED23). The record is from RefSeq and is a predicted model, not a curated record. The coding region runs from base 197 to 4099 and encodes 1300 amino acids. The transcript has 10 exons. Gene Ontology annotation, cellular component: mediator complex; transcription regulator complex. Gene Ontology annotation, biological process: positive regulation of gene expression; regulation of transcription by RNA polymerase II. Lineage: Eukaryota; Metazoa; Arthropoda; Insecta; Coleoptera; Buprestidae.
UAUAUCUUUUUUGUUUAUGAGUCAAUCAACCAAAUAUAACCUUCAAAGUUUGAAUGCAGUUGUUUAGAAAACAAAUUGCCAUAACGAAAUAUAAAAUAAAAAAGGAGCAAAUGUUCAUUUAGAAAAAUAAUAAAAUACCGAAAUUAAUCUAUGUGUCCAUUAGAUUCAUUCAUAAUAAAGGAAAAUUAUUUUAAAAAUGAGUGAAGUGGUAACCAAUAUUUUGAACGAUAUACUUCGUGUGGACAACAUAGAAGAAGCUUUUAGCUGUUUCCUUGUUCAUCGUCAACUAUCUGAGAAAGACAAGGUCUCUUCGUGGUACCUAGAAUUGGCCAAUGCUCUGCGGGGAAUAUCUCCAGAACAAGCAGAAAGUGCUGUUAGAUUGUACCUUUCCAUAACACACAAUGUCAUUAACACUCAUUUACAAUUAUUAAUGCAAUUAUUGGAGAAACUUGUACUGGAAAACAUUCUGCCUGCGCGAUUAGUGUGUGAAGUUUUGAUUACAAAUGAUAAACUUACAAGUCAGAAUCGCGAUUUCUGGAUUGAGUCGUUUAAAGUUCUUCGGAAUGUUAUUGAUGGUGUCGAGUAUAAAGGUGUCCGAGAAAUAUUGAAGGGCUGUUGUGAGAAGGCCAAGAUCCUCCCACGUCAUUUACAUCCAGGCCUUCUUCCUCAAAUGCAAACAUUAAUUCGCCUGGUGGAACAUAUAAUGGACAGAAAUGCCUGCCUUUUGCCCAGUUACCUUUUAGUAAAUGAACUGCAGAAGGCCUAUCCAGACAAUUAUCCUCACUGGUGUCUCUCCUCUCUCUUUUCUGAUUAUGUUGAAAGUUUCAGAGAUUGUGCUCAGAUGGUGUCAAUUAUAGGUCAUACUGAAAUGAGACCAGUAGUGGAACAUAGCGGUUGCCCUGAGCAUUUAGUAAAUCCUUGGAAACUAGAUCCCACUACACUAAGAUUUACAUUAAAGGGAAUUCUCCCAUACGCUCCAGAACUGCUGGAGAAACAAACAGGCCUGCUCAGAUACGUUGUAGAGCAACCAUACAGUAGAGAUAUGGUCUGUGGAAUGUUGGGACUCCAGAAACAACACAAGCAACAUUGCACUGCUUUAGAAGAACAAUUGGUGGAACUCAUCGUCUUAGCAAUGGAACGAAGCGAAGUCGAAGGUGACGAGGAAGCAACGAAAGGACUAUGGUUACAUUUAUCAUCUCAAUUAAUUUAUUUUAUCUUGUUUCAAAUUUCAAGUUUCUCUAAUAUCAUUCUAGCGUUACAUUCGAAACUUCAAGGACGGGACCUACGGCGCGGUAGAGAUCAAUUAAUGUGGGUCCUGUUACAAUUUAUUUCUGGAUCUAUACAGAAAAAUCCUCUGUCCACUUUUCUACCUGCUUUAAAACUGUAUGAACUUCUGUUUCCUGAACAUGAACCCCCUUUACCAGUUCCAGACUAUACCCAACCUCAUUGCACCAGACAAAUGGCAAUGACAUGCAUCUGGAUUCAUUUUGUUAAAAAGGCGCAACAAGAACAAAACAUUACAAGUACAGCCUGGACAAUUCCAAACAAGUUACGUUUACAUCACGAGUUCCUUCAACAUCUCGUACACCCCAAUAAUGCGACCCCCUUAUCGAUGGUCAACGAUUAUAGGAUAGCGCUACUGUGUAACGCAUAUUCCACUAAUCAGGAUUAUUUUAGUAAACCUAUGGCUGCUUUGAUUGACACAAUUGAGGGCAGCCCUAAAAGUUCCACCCCACCAACUGUACCCCUCAGUAUGGCAUUCCUAGACUCUUUAACGGUUCAUUCAAAAAUGAGUCUUAUUCACAGCAUCGUUUCACAUGUAAUAAAAUCGGCACAGACCAAAUCAGGAUUGCCUCUGGCUCCGGCUCUCGUUGAAACUUACGCCAGGCUACUGGUCUAUACCGAAAUCGAAUCUUUAGGUAUCAAAGGUUUUAUAAGUCAACUUCUUCCAACAGUGUACAAGUCUCACGCGUGGGCUAUUCUCUAUACUCUUUUGGAAAUGUUUAGCUAUCGUAUGCAUCACAUCCAUCCCCAUUAUAGGGUUCAAUUACUCAGUCAUUUACAUUCGCUUGCGGCUGUUCCUCAAGCAAAUCAAACACAGUUACAUCUUUGCGUUGAAUCGACUGCUUUAAGAUUAAUUACGGGUUUAGGCAGUGGAGAAGUGCAACCGGAACUGUCUCGUUUCCUUCAGGAACCGAAAACGUUGGUCUCUGCUGAAUCUGAAGAAUUGAAUAGAGCUUUGGUGUUGACUCUUGCGAGGGCCGCUCACGUUACUGGAGCGGAUGGUAGUUGGUGUCACGAAUUGCUCGGUACAAUAGCACAAAGUACUCCGCAUGCUUGGGCGCCCCACACACUCGAAUGCUUUCCCAAAGCCUUGGCGGACUUCUUUACACAACACGUGGUUCCAAGAGAAAAUAAACAACAACUUAAAAAGGCCGUGGAGGAGGAGUAUCGCAAGUGGGCCUCCAUGAACAACGAAAACGAUAUCAUGGCCCAUUUCGGAGUUGCUGGAGCGCCCCCAUUAUUCCUAUGUCUUCUCUGGAAAAUGCUCCUCGAAACUGAUCAUAUAAGUCCUAUUGCUUAUAAAAUUUUAGAGAGAAUUGGGGCCAGAGCUUUAUCAGCUCACUUACGCAAAUUCUGCGACUGCUUAGUCUUUGAAUUCAGUAAUUCGCCGGGGGGUCAGCAUGUAAACAAAUGUGUUGAUACGAUAAAUGACAUAAUAUGGAAAUAUAAUAUUGUUUCAAUAGAUCGUCUUGUUUUGUGUCUCGCCCUGAGGACUCAAGAGGGCAGCGAAGCUCAAGUUUGCUCCUUUAUAAUCCAGUUGGUAUUAUUGAAGGCCACACAAUUCCGGAAUAGAGUCCAGGAAUUUGUGAAAGAUAAUUCUCCGGAUCACUGGAAUCAAACGAAUUGGCAUGAAAAGCAUUUGGAAUUUCAUUUAAAAUAUCCAGAAAAAUUUUCCCCUGAAGAAGGACAAGGCAGCGGUUAUCACCCUUAUUUCGGAAAUGUUUGCUUGAGAUUUCUGCCUGUAUUUGAUAUAGUUCUUCACAGAUUUUUGGAAAUUCCUCAGGUAACUAAAAGUUUAGAAACCCUCCUGGAACAUCUAGGUUGUCUCUACAAAUUCCAUGACAGGCCGGUUACAUAUUUGUACAAUACCCUGCAUUACUACGAGAGUCGUUUGCGGGAUAGGCCCCCGUUGAAGCGCCGUCUGGUCGCUGCAGUCUUGGGAAAUCUUAAAAGUGCUCUUUCCGAACCGUAUCAGAUGUAUUUAACUCGUUCGCCGGAAGAAGUGUGGCUUCCAGAGCUUGAUUAUUACGUGCAAUUAGUUAAACGAGUAGUCGAAACAAUAAUGGAAACCGGUUCAGGGAAUACUCUCACAGACUGGCGCUUUAACGAAUUCCCAAACGCAGCAGCAUAUGCACUUUAUACUACUUGCGUUGAACUGAUGGCCUUAUCAGCUGGUCCUACAAUGGUUGCCACCUCUUUGCUUGACGUGGUUUUGAGGGGUUCUAUGGUUAUACCUCCCAACGACAUACACAAGUGGAUUAAUGCAAUAGGAUUGAUUUUGGCAGCACUCCCGGUUAGUUAUUGGAGUGUUUUGUUGGAUAAAUUGCUCGAAAUUUUAGGCGAAAUUGAAAAAUGGCCCUUUCAAUGUUCUCCUUUUAAACUAUUCAACUUUGAAGAGACACACAUGGGCUUGUUACACAACCGAUUUAGUUACAUGUUAGCUUUGGCCCAUUCAGUGUGGCAUCAUGCUGGACCUGGCCAAAUGGCAAGCGUUCCUCGUUGGGUUCGUGAACGACUUCCCGGUGUCGUUCGUACAGAAGCUCAGUUCAUUUUUGUUUGUCACUUGGUGGGGCCUUUCUUGCAGCGUUUUAAUACGGCAACUGGCGAACUUACAGGAGGUCUUUAUGAACUAUUGGCCCAAGUGGACAUGUGUCAAACCAAUAUGGAAUAUAUGGAUUCCAUAUGCGAUCUUCUGUAUCACAUAAAGUAUAUGUUUGUUGGAGAUAGCAUGAAGAAAGAUUUGGAUCCGGUAGUGCGACGAUUAAGACCGGCAUUGCAAAUGCGUUUAAGGUUUAUUGCCCAUAUAAAUAAAUAACAAGUUAUUGAUUCCUAAAUGGGAAUGAUAAAUAAUAAUAAACUCACAAUUUCGUUUUUUAUGAAACAAGCCCAACGUUCGAUCGUGUAAUACCAUGUGUUUAUUAUAAAUA